ACGGCAUUUUACAAUAAUAUACUGUUGAUAGGUAUGCUGCCGAAUAGUGGUAACCAUAACUUUUAAUGAGAUGGUGCGUUGAUUUUCGCGCAAUGUGUGGUGGCUUUAUUAAACAUCAGGAAUAUUAUGGAAUUGUCGUCACUUGAAAUACUGUAAAAUGAGGACACUGAUAAUUAUGGCUCUCUUUGGAGUUCUCGAGGCCCUGCACUGCGACAAGGAAUUCAAUUAUUACGAUAGCUACGGGAACGGUUUCGAAGUCAUCUGUCAAGGUUUAACCAAAGAAUACAUUCAUCUUCUUGAAAAUAUCACCAUCACCAACGAAAUCAGCCUGACCAUAGGAAAUGCUACAUUAACCAACGUAUCUGCAAAUAUUUUCGACAACGUCCACAACAUCCGGUAUCUUCACUUGGAAAACUCAACUUUCACAUUUUCCAGAAUGGAACCGGUUUUCAACUAUCUCAGGAGACUGGAGCACCUUAUUAUAAUAAAUACGCAGUUUUAUAUAAAUAAAUAUACGUUUAUAGGUCUAUCACGAUUGAAGGAGUUGAUACUGGAUAACAAUAAGCUGGAAGAGGUUGAGGAGGGGUCUUUCCAAAACUUACCUAGUGUAAAUUAUUUACAAAUCACUAAUAACAGGAUAAGUGACAUGAAGAAUCUGCCCCUGUGCGAGCUUCGAGAUUUACGAGGCCUAAAUUUAUCGAGAAACAUUAUAUCCGAUUUAAGGGAAGUGCAUUUUUAUUGCAGGAAGUCGGAAAAAACUGUGGAUUUCAAUUUGAAUAACGCAGAUUAUAUCCUAGACGUGAAGAAAAGAGACUAUUUUAGUGUAUCAGAUAAUUCUUUUAAACUCACAGUUUUGGAUUUAAGUCAUAAUAACAUUUCCAGAAUUGAGUUUGCACUGGCAGAUUUAUCAAAUUUGAAGGUGUUAAAUUUGGAAGGGAAUAGGUUGGUUGGGAUUAAACAGAAAGAAUUAAAUUCGCUUCAUAAUAUAGAGAAAAUACAUCUUAAUGAUAACGCAUUAAGUGAUAUCGAAGAUAAAGUAUUUAGCAACAAAAAAAAUUUAAAAUAUUUAGAUUUAUGUAGUAAUAAGUUAAAUUAUUUUAGUUUAAACAACACACCUAUGUUGGAAUACUUAAAUUUAGCCAAUAAUUUGUUAGACGCUGGUAGUUUAUACAACAUCAAUAAUACAAAAUCGUUGAAGGAGUUAGUUUUAGCUAAUAACAAAAUUGGAAAUAUCCAUCUACACACAUUUAAAAAAAUUUCUGCCCUAGAGGUGUUAAAUCUGGAGAGCAAUAACGUUAUUUUAAUAGAUUAUUUAUUUGAGUGUCUUAUAAAUUUAACGCAUCUUUCUUUAAGGAAUAACAGCAUCGAAAGAUUACCGCCUCUUCUUUUCAAAAACUUAACUCAUCUAAAAGAUCUGGACUUAUCCUCCAACAGAAUUAAAUACUUCACGUCAAAUUAUACAUUCAAAGGAUUGGGCAAUUUAGAAACUCUGAAUAUUUCCUACAACUUGCUGCAAGAGUUGAAUUAUGCCGUACUUGAACCUUUAAAAAAAUUGAGCGUACUUGAUAUAGCAGGAAAUCAAUUGCAUUAUAUUCAAUACGAUCUAAUUAUAUCCGACCUGCCGCUACUUACGGUUUUAAACAUAAAAGAGAACAUUUUAUCCUGCGACAUCCUGUAUAAGAUUAUUAAAUUCCUGCGACACAAAGAUAUUACUUACACGAUAAACGAACAAUUCGAUUAUGAGCAGGAAAAUGUAGAAGGAAUAUAUUGCAGCACGGAAAAGAGUGUCGUUUCGGAGGGUUUAAGAAACAAGGGCUUAUCUGGUGAAAGUUACGCGCUUUUAGUGUUAGGCGUAGCCGUAAGUGUCGUAUUAGGAGUUAUAGUCAUAAUUGUCGCCUUGUUCAAAAUUCAUUUGUUUUUGAGACGGCGAAACUACAGGGUUGACGAAUUUGAACUAAUAGACGAAUAAAAUAGACAAUUGUAAAAAGUAUUGAAUGCACUUUUGUGAUUUUUGUUUUUAAUAAAGUUUUUG
Molecule: messenger RNA, 2032 nt
Organism: Anoplophora glabripennis (Asian longhorned beetle)
Lineage: Eukaryota; Metazoa; Arthropoda; Insecta; Coleoptera; Cerambycidae
Product: toll-like receptor 7
Exons: 2
Coding region: 158-1969 (603 amino acids)
Molecular function (GO): protein binding
Source: RefSeq, a predicted model, not a curated record